This is a messenger RNA of Brassica oleracea var. oleracea, 2897 nucleotides long. Its product is annotated as putative respiratory burst oxidase homolog protein G. The record is from RefSeq and is a predicted model, not a curated record. Gene Ontology annotation, molecular function: calcium ion binding; peroxidase activity; NAD(P)H oxidase H2O2-forming activity. NCBI's taxonomy places the organism in Eukaryota, Viridiplantae, Streptophyta, Magnoliopsida, Brassicales, Brassicaceae. Gene Ontology annotation, cellular component: plasma membrane.
CAUAACGCAUUAUGCGAACGAACAUCUCGAGUUGUCUCAUACGACGUCCCAAAGAGUUUCACAAUAAGAUCUUCAGAGCAUUGACUUGAGAUACAAGAAAUAAUUAGUCAUCCUUUUUCUUGGUCCUGUUUUGUUUCCAGUUGAAAUCGUCACUUACAUGAGUUUUCUUUGCAUAGAGUGAGCUUUGAAGUAAAGAACUAUGACUUCUGACACAGAGGAAAAGAACAGCAGCGACAUAGUUCCCCCAAGCGGAUCAUUUCGGUCGACCGAUCACAAUCCUGUGAUGGAAAACGUUGGAGGCACGGACGGAUCCAGCGUAAGGGAGAAUCGGGAGAAGAAACGGAACGGGCUGGUGAACCAGAUCAAGCGGUUUGCAGGGAAGCCAGCUCGGUUGAACCGGUCGAAGUCAACGACCGGUCAGGCCUUGAGAGGGCUCAAGUUCAUCAGUAAGGCUGACGGUGCGGAUGGCUGGACCGCCAUGGAGGAGAGGUUUGAAAAGAUCACGGAAACUACUGAGGGAUUGCUGAUUAGGUCAAAGUUCGGUGAAUGUAUAGGGAUGAAGUCAAAGGACUUUGCCUUGGUAUUGUUUGACGCAUUAGCUAGAAGAAAGAAUAUGACAGGGGAUGUGAUUGAUAAGGCAAUUUUAAAGGAAUUCUGGGAACAAAUAAGUGAUCAGAAUUUUGAUUCAAGGCUUAUGAUAUUCUUUGAGAUGAUGGAUAAAGACGGUGACGGUAGACUAACUGAAGACGAAGUUAAACAGGUCAUCAAUCUUAGUUCGUCAACCAACAAUCUGUCGGCCAUCCAGAAAAAGGCAGAUGAAUAUGCAGCAAUGAUUAUGGAAGAGCUUGACCCAAAUAAUAUAGGAUACAUCAUGGUAGAAAGUCUUAAAAAAUUGCUUAUGAAAGCAGAAACAGAAACACUAGCUGAAAUCACAAAUAGUCAAGAUCCAAAGCAAUUCAUUGAGGAGCUUAAAACUACGCCUGACCCUAACCCGUUAAGGAGAUGGUACCGUGGACUCAGAUUCUUUGUUCUAGAUAGCUGGCAGAGAAUUUGGGUGAUAGCGCUAUGGCUCAGCAUUAUGGCCAUCCUCUUCACAUACAAAUAUAUUCAAUACAAAAAUAGAGCAGUCUAUGAAGUGUUGGGGCAUUGUGUGUGCUUUGCGAAAGGUUCAGCCGAGACGUUGAAGCUGAAUAUGGCCUUGAUUCUGUUACCUGUAUGCAGAAAUACCAUCACAUGGCUUAGAAAUAAGACUAGAGUUGGUGUUUUGGUCCCUUUUGAUGACAACAUCAACUUUCAUAAGGUUAUAGCAGUGGGAAUUACGAUAGGAGUAAGCAUACACUCGAUUGUCCACUUGGCUUGCGAUUUUCCACGGCUGAUCGCAGCAACUCCAGAGGAAUACAAGCCUCUAGAAAAAUACUUUGGAGAAGAUCAACCUAAGAGAUACUCACAGUUUGUGAAAUCAACUGAAGGUAUAACAGGAAUCGUAAUGGUUUUCUUGAUGGCUAUUGCUUUUACACUAGCACUGCCUUGGUUUAGACGAGGGAAGCUAGAGAAAACGCUUCCCAGGCCACUAAAGAAACUUGCUAGCUUCAAUGCCUUCUGGUACACUCAUCAUUUGUUCAUUGUAGUCUACAUUCUCCUUAUCGUUCAUGGGUACUAUUUGUAUCUCAGUAAGGAAUGGUACAAGAAAACGACGUGGAUGUAUUUAGCAGUGCCAAUAGCUCUAUAUGCAUGUGAGAGACUGAUACGAGCAUUCAGAUCCAGCAUCAGGACGGUAAAAGUUGUUAACGCUGCGGUUUAUCCUGGAAACGUAUUGACAUUGAAAAUGUCAAGGCCUAAACACUUCAAAUACAAAAGCGGUCAAUACAUGUUUGUAAACUGCCCAAAAGUCUCACCAUUUGAGUGGCAUCCAUUUUCAAUAACUUCUGCACCACAAGACGACUAUUUGAGCGUACAUAUAAAAGUAAACGGAGAUUGGACAAAGGCUAUUAAAGGAGUUUUCUCUGAGGUGAUCUCUAAACCAGUUCCUGUUAAAGAUACGUCGCAUGGUGCACAUAAUCCCGAUUACCCCAAGAUUAUGAUUGAUGGUCCGUACGGUGCACCAGCACAAGACUACAAGAAGUACGAGGUGGUUUUACUGGUCGGUCUUGGGAUCGGUGCCACUCCGAUGAUCAGCAUUAUUAAGGACAUUAUCAACAAUAUGUAUGCCACGGAAAACGCUCAACUCCACCAAAUGGAGAAUGGAUUGCAAAGGAAGCCACAAGACAAAAACGAAAAAUUCAAGACGCGGAGAGCUUACUUCUACUGGGUAACGAGGGAGCAGGGCUCGUAUGAUUGGUUCAAGAACAUCAUGAACGAAAUCGCAGAACGUGACGUAAACAAAAUCAUAGAGCUACAUAACUAUUGCACUAGCGUAUUCGAAAAAGAUGACGCUCGCUCAACCCUCAUACGUAUGCUUCAGUCUAUAGCUUAUGCCAAGAGUGGUAAGGACAUUGUCUCUGAGACAAGGGUCAAGUCCCAUUUCGCCAAACCUAAUUGGGAAGAAGUGUACAACAAGAUAGCCAUGGAUCAUCCAGAUGGCACUAAUGUUGGAGUGUUCUAUUGUGGAUCACCGGUAUUGACAAAGGAGUUAAGGCGUCUAGCUUUGGAAUUUACACACAAGACGAAGAUCAGAUUCUCCUUCCACAAAGAGAACUUCUAAUUAAGGAAAAUGAAGCUUAUACCCCUGAUUAAGCAUGAUGACAAACAAGAUCAUGAACUUAUUGUGAAAGUAAGCGUGUUAUGUUUGUGAGUUUAAAGUUUUAAUUUGUGUGGUUAGUUUAUUCUUCUUUUCUGAAUAAAACUUGUGGUGAUUAUGUAAAGAACGAAGUGUGUGUUUAAGAGCUUUUUAAUUUAGU